Cladophialophora psammophila CBS 110553 is the source of this 735-nucleotide messenger RNA. RefSeq names its product 7-alpha-hydroxysteroid dehydrogenase. The coding region runs from base 1 to 735 and encodes 244 amino acids. The record is from RefSeq and is a predicted model, not a curated record. The transcript is spliced from 3 exons. Lineage: Eukaryota; Fungi; Ascomycota; Eurotiomycetes; Chaetothyriales; Herpotrichiellaceae.
AUGGCAUCCCAAAAAGCCUGGGCUGUGGUUGCCGGUGUUGGGCCUGGCACAGGUGCCUCCGUCGCUCGUCGGUUCGCAAAGAACUAUGCCGUCGCCCUUCUCGCUCGAAAACCAGCCAACUUCGAACCUAUCGUCAAUGAGAUUAAUGCCGCUGGCGGCAAGGCGAUCGGCAUCAGUACCGAUACCUCUGACGGCAAGAGUGUCAAGGCUGCUUUUGAGCAGCUGCAGAAAGAGAUGGGCGGUGCGUCGCUCGCAGCCGCAAUCUACAAUGUGGGAGGCAGGUUUGUGAGGAAGCCGUUUCUUGAACUGACGGACGAAGAGUUUGAGAGUGGAUGGGAAGCCAAUGGGCGAGGAGCGUUCCACUUCUCACAAGCUGUCCUCCCACUCCUCCUCAAGAACACAAACGCAGAAUACCCACCGACCCUUAUCUUUACAUCUGCCACGGCAGCCAUGAAAGGCUCCGCUUUGUGCGCGUCCUUCGCGGCCGGGAAAUUCGCAAUGAGGGCCGUGGCACAAUCGCUGGCUAGAGAGUUUGGACCCAAGGGUGUCCAUGUGGUUCAUGCCAUCAUUGAUGGUGUGAUUGAUAUUGAGCGCACAAAGGAGUACAAGUUUGACCAUCCGGAGGCAAAGAUCAAGCCAGAGGCCAUCGCCGACUCGUAUUGGUACCUGCAUACUCAGCCCAGGACGUGCUUCACCAACGAAAUCGACAUUAGGCCUGCGGUCGAGAAAUGGUGA